Messenger RNA from Diospyros lotus (date-plum), 1741 nucleotides. RefSeq lists its product as uncharacterized. Lineage: Eukaryota; Viridiplantae; Streptophyta; Magnoliopsida; Ericales; Ebenaceae. The transcript has 3 exons. The coding region runs from base 143 to 1552 and encodes 469 amino acids. The record is from RefSeq and is a predicted model, not a curated record.
AAUGCAACGAAGAAAGUUUGUUUACGUAACGAUCAAAGCAGUAACCAACUCGAUCUAUAAAGAUGGUGCCGGGUUUCAACAUUAUCAUCGUAUAGUGUGAGAGCUCAUCCACCAUUGCUGGCCACUCACCCUGUCCCUCCCAAUGGAUGAUUGGAAGAGCCGGAAGAUGCCAGAGGGGCUGAAGCCCAAGGGCCGGCCGGUAGGCAGCACUGAGCUGGCGUGGUGCCGGGCGGUGUUGUCCGGCACCGGCAUUACAGUGCUUGUCCUACAAGCGAGUAAACGGCCCGAAAUAUCAAAUCUUCGAAACGCCCUCCACAAGCUUCAGAAUUCCCACCCCAUCCUCCGCUCCAAGCUCCAUUACAGCGCCGCCACCAACUCCUUCUCGUUCGUCGUUCCCUCCGUUUCUCACCUUCAAAUCGAAGCUUUCGAUCUCUCAUCAACUCAUCGAAUCUUCCAAAACACCUCCGCUACCUCUAUCGCUCCCCUCCAGAAGGUUCUGGAACACGAACUGAACGUCAACCCGUGGUCCACCCGGGCGGCCGGGUCGGAAAUGGAAGUCAAUGUACUAUUCGCCAGUGUGUACGAGAUAAAGGACGCCAAGUGGGUGCUGGCCCUGCGGCUCCACACGGCGGCGUGCGACCGGGCCACGGCGGUGGGCCUGCUCAGGGAGCUGAAGGCGUUGAUGGGAGGGGCAGAUCAAAGGGAAGUAUGGAGUGAAGGUGGGAUUAAUAUGGGAAUCGAAGAUCUUAUUCCCGACGGGCAGGCAAAGAAGCCGAUCUGGGCACAUGGGCUAGACACGUUGAGUUACUCGCUCAGGUCGUUGAGGCUGACCAACUUGGAGGUCAUCAACGCCGGCGGACCGAGGUUUUCUCAGGUGGUCAGGCUGCAGCUGGGCCGCCAUGAAACUCAACACAUCCUAGAGGGAUGCAAGUCGAGGAAGAUAAAGCUGUGUGGAGUUCUAGCGGCCGCCGGAAUAAUGGCGGGGAACUCGUGGAGACGGAGCGCCACCAGCCACCGGAAGAAGAAGUUCGGGGUGGUGACCCUGAUCGACUGCCGGCCGCUGCUUGAGCCGGAGCUUUCUGCUAGGCAUUUCGGGUUUUACAACUCAGCCAUCUUGAACACGGUGGUCGCCGGAGGGGGAGAAGGCCUGUGGGACUUGGCGAGCAGGUGUUACGCGACCUUCGCGAGGUCCAAGAGCAACAACAAGCAUUUCACGGACAUGGCGGACCUCAACUUCCUAAUGUGCAAGGCGAUCGAGAACCCUAGCCUCACCCCAUCGUCAUCGCUGAGAACCUCGCUGAUCACCGUCUUCGAGGACACCGUGAUCGAGCAGUCCGGGGAUGGGCGCCAAGAGGAGGAGGUGGGCGGAGUGGAGGAUUACAUAGGCUGCGCCUCGGUGCACGGCGUGGGGACGUCGCUGGCGGUUUUCGACACGGUGCGCGAUGGGCGGCUGGAUUGCGCGUGCGUAUAUCCGACGCCGGUGCACUCGCGGGAGCAGAUGGAGGCGCUGGUCGAGAAGAUGAAGAAGGUUCUCGUUGAAGGCGGCUACUGAGUGAUGGAGGAGCUAGGGUUUCAUUGUGAAGCCCAUGGCUUCAUUCAGCCUUCAUGCUUAAUUACUAUAUAUUCUUGUUAUAGCUUUUCAAACUCGGAAAAAUCUACACCAUGGGGACUGUUACGUUAUAUGAAAAUCUAUAUUUCCGUAAUAUUGCGCACUAGAUUAUGUCUAGCAUGAGAAAAACAU